AAUUCCUAGAGAAGGUCUUGACAGUUGCUGGGGAGAGUAUUGCUCGAGGAGGAAGAGGACUCCAGAGUUCCAACAUGGCGUGGCUCCAGCUGGUGGAACAGGGCACGCAUCAUUAAGGAUAUGGCAAAGAAAGCUCUGGAAGGCGUCAGAAAUCAGCUUGCUGGAGAAGUUCGUAAACCCGUAUCUCACAAGAAGAAGCCACCACCACCGAAAAAGUCCCAUUCUAAAAAACCUACACCAAGUACGUCGCGGUUUGACGGCGCCGGUUCCGACUUCGCAUCUAUUGCGACGCCGGGCGCAGAUGGAGAUGGUGGAGGAUGGUCCAAUUCAACUGUAGAUGCUGGGAAAGCAAAGAAAGGCGCUUCGAUGGAGAAGCUAGUGAGUAUGGACGAGGACUCCCAAAGUGAAUGGGAAUUGCAGGGUGGUGCUGGUGAAGGCAAAAUGGAUGGACAAGAUGAGGGAUCAGGUAGCUCACUGUCAACUAGCAGUUAUUUCUUAAGACGAUAUGAAGAUGAGGGAAUAUGCAGUAGUGAUGCCUAAACCCUGGCGACGGCCCGCUGUCGAUCUCGAUCUCCAAUGGUGAUAGCGUGCUAGGACCACAUAGUUGCCGACCACCUGAGACUCGCUUUGACUCUGCUGGUAAAGAGGCCUCACUCCAACUCUUCUUCACCAACCUAUCAGCCUACUAGUGUAAUGCGUGGCAAGAACUCCAAAGUGAGACAUCGAAAGAUGAUUGUCAAGACUUGUUAUAAGAGAUUACACCAAUAA
Marchantia polymorpha subsp. ruderalis is the source of this 768-nucleotide messenger RNA. NCBI's taxonomy places the organism in Eukaryota, Viridiplantae, Streptophyta, Marchantiopsida, Marchantiales, Marchantiaceae. The record is from the annotation of a GenBank genome assembly.